Myotis myotis is the source of this 726-nucleotide messenger RNA. It is a transcript of the gene NDUFB8, whose product is annotated as NADH:ubiquinone oxidoreductase subunit B8. The coding region runs from base 74 to 634 and encodes 186 amino acids. Lineage: Eukaryota; Metazoa; Chordata; Mammalia; Chiroptera; Vespertilionidae. Gene Ontology annotation, biological process: mitochondrial electron transport, NADH to ubiquinone. The transcript is spliced from 5 exons. Gene Ontology annotation, cellular component: mitochondrion. The record is from RefSeq and is a predicted model, not a curated record.
CGCCUUUUGGCCCAGCUCAGCCGCCGUGACAGGCCUUUGCGCAUGUGCGGAGUGAAACCUCAAGAAGGUCAAGAUGGCGGCGGCCAGGGCGGGGGUUCUGGGAGUCCGAUGGCUGCAAAGGGCAGGCCGGACCGUGGUACCGCUGGGUGCACGGACAGCCUCCCACAUCACCAAGGACAUGCUCCCGGGGCCCUACCCCAGGACCCCAGAAGAGCGGGCCGCCGCCGCCAAGAAGUAUAACCUGCGGGUGGAAGACUACGAGCCGUACCCGGAUGAUGGCAUGGGGUAUGGCGACUACCCAAAGCUCCCUGACCGCUCACAGCAUGAGAGGGAUCCAUGGUAUGACUGGGACCACUCAGACCUGCGAUUGAACUGGGGUGAACCGCUUCACUGGGACCUAGAUAUGUAUAUCAGGAACCGUGUGGACACGUCCCCCACACCUGUUUCUUGGGAUGUCAUGUGUAAGCACCUCUUCGGCUUCGUGGCCUUCAUGCUGUUCAUGUUUUGGGUGGGGGAGACUUAUCCCUCCUACCAGCCAGUGGGGCCAAAGCAGUAUCCUUACAAUAACCUGUACCUGGAACGUGGCGGUGAUCCCACCAAAGAGCCUGAGCCUGUGGUUCACUACGAAAUCUGAGGAGGCUUCAUGGGCUUCGUGCCCACUAACUGACUUCCUCAUUCCUAGAGAUUUAACCUUAAUGAAAUCCCUGAUUAAACAGUCCUGUGGUA